Molecule: messenger RNA, 853 nt
Organism: Momordica charantia (bitter melon)
Lineage: Eukaryota; Viridiplantae; Streptophyta; Magnoliopsida; Cucurbitales; Cucurbitaceae
Product: Oligosaccharyltransferase complex/magnesium transporter family protein
Cellular component (GO): oligosaccharyltransferase complex
Source: RefSeq, a predicted model, not a curated record
AAUAAAAUCUCUCGCCCUCGCGAUUGAAGAAGAAACCCCAUCCAAAUCCCCAAAGCAGAGUCGCAUCGUAGCAAACCAAAUCAAACCCAAAAUUUCACAGCGGAGGAUCUUUGGAUCCACUCCGACCCGGAAAAAUGCCUCCCAAAUCCGAAUCCUCCUCUCAGAUCUCUUCCGCCGCCGCAUCGGCGGAUUCUCAGAUCUCCUCCGUCGACCCCAUCUUCCACAUCCUCCGCAUUCUUCCCUUUGCCUUCCUCCGUCCGCCGCGCCUCCGCCUCAAGCUUCCGACCCUAACCCUCCCCUCUCCGAUGACCGUCUACGCCCUUGUCCUCCUCACUUACUUCAUGGUCGUCUCCGGCUUUGUCUACGAUGUGAUCGUCGAGCCUCCAGGUAUCGGAUCCACCCAGGACCCGGCUACCGGAUCCGUUCGACCCGUCGUUUUCCUCCCCGGGCGCGUCAAUGGCCAGUACAUCAUUGAAGGCCUCUCUUCUGGGUUCAUGUUCGUACUGGGCGGCGUUGGAAUUGUGCUCAUGGACCUUGCCCUCGAUCGUAAUCGCGCGAAGAGUGUCAAGGUUUCGUAUGCGUCUGCUGGGAUUUCAUCUGUCGUUAUUGCCUAUGUUAUGAGUAUGCUUUUCAUUCGCAUCAAGAUCCCCGCGUACCUUCGUUGAUAAACAGUAGAGAAAUUUAGGAUCUUCUUCCUUUUUGUCUCAAGGAACGGAACUUUUUGUUUACAGCUUUUGGUCUUCUCCGUGUAAGAAGCCUUAUGUGAUGUUAAACAGUUUAACAUUGUUAAUGCCAUAGGCUUUUAUUCUGCGUUUCUUAUUUAACUGGAAAAAAGCUGUCUGAAUCAUUUCCA